AUGGACAGUUAUGAUAAAUUAAAGCCAUAUGGCAUAUGCAUUAAUGGUUGUAUUGACGGAUUUUCCCGUCACAUUAUUUAUCUUCAAGCAGGUUCUACAUCCAGUGAUCCUAAGGUUGUAGCUGGAUACUUUUUGCAAGGUUUAGAACAAGUUAAUGGAUGCCCUAAAACUUUACGAUGUGACCUUGGUACAAAAAAUAGAGUAGUAGAGAGAAUACAGAAUUCCUUGCACCAAUUAUUCAAUGAAAAUCCAGGCAAUAAGCCUUGUUUAUUGUAUGGGAAAAGCUGUCAUAAUCAAAGAAUAGAAUCAUGGUGGGGAAUCCUUCGCAAACAUUGUUCUCAGUUUUGGAUGAACUUAUUUGAAAUGUUGAAGGAGGACAAUUAUUUCGGUGGUACUUUUAUAGACAAAUCUUUGAUUCAGUUUUGUUUUAUGGAGUUAAUUCAGAAAAAUUUGGACCAAGUAGUGUUGGAGUGGAAUAUUCAUAAAAUUAGACGACUGAAAAAUACAGUUUCACCUUCAGGAAGACCGUGCAUUAUGUACGAAAUGCCAUCAAUUUAUAAGACACGCAGUUAUAUGGUUGGAGUGCCAAAUUUUGCGAUUGAAGCCCUAAGAUCCGAAUGCAAAUUUCUAAAAUAUCCUUGCGAUCAAGAUGUGUUUGAUUUAUGCAAUAUUCUACUAGUUGAAAAUAAUUGGGAAAAAGGAUCAGAUCCACACGAAGCUGUUGAUUUAUAUAUACAAUUAAGAAAUGUAUUAAAAAGUAUACUUAACAUAUAA
Messenger RNA from Psylliodes chrysocephalus, 774 nucleotides. NCBI's taxonomy places the organism in Eukaryota, Metazoa, Arthropoda, Insecta, Coleoptera, Chrysomelidae. The record is from the annotation of a GenBank genome assembly.